AUGUCGUCAACAACGAGUUUGUCUACUUCUACUUCUUCUACUACGGAGAGCUCUGCUUCAAACUCUCCUUACAACCUUCAUCCCUCUGAUAAUCCUGGUGCCCUAAUUACACCAGUACUUCUCCGAGGAGAUAACUACUCCGAGUGGGCAGUAGAGCUGUGGAACUCUCUACAGGCUAAACAAAAGAUCGGAUUUCUCGAUGGCUCAGUACUUAAACCUACCACCAAUCCCGAUCUUGCCCGCUGGACCUCUACUAAUUCUAUGAUAGUAGGCUGGAUUCGAACGUCUAUCGAUGCUCAAGUUCGUUCAACCGUGACUCAUGUUGCAGAUGCUUCGAAACUGUGUGAAUCUCUAAAACAACGUUUCUCAGUCAAGAAUGCCGUACGCAAGCAUCUUCUUCAAGACGAAAUCACUAAUUGUAAACAGAAUGGCCAGUCUGUUCUGGUGUAUUAUGGCCGUCUUUCCAAGUUAUGGGAAGAAAUUCAAAACUUCAAACCCGUUGUGUCUUGUACAUGCACUGCUUCUGCUGAACUUGAGAAGGAGCGAGAGGACGCUAAAAUUCACAAGUUUCUCUUUGGUCUCGAUGAAGUGAGGUUCAAUACCAUUCGAUCUCAAAUCAUUGACGAGGACCCUCUUCCAGAAUUAAACACCGUUUAUUCAAGAGUCAUUCGAGCUGAGCUGCACAUCAACAACAUGCGCACUGCAGAUACAAAACAGGACGCAGUUGGCUUCUCAAUCAAAUCAGAUAUCACUGCCUCAGCUGUUGCGACUCGAAGUCGUGAUCCUGCUCGAUCUUGUACUCACUGUAAACGUACAGGACAUGAAGCCUCCGAAUGUUUUCUUCUACAUGGCUACCCGGAAUGGUUUCUCGAACAACAACAACGCAAUUCUUCACGCAACUUCUCUGGAAACAGAGGACGUGGAGGACGUUCAUCCAGCUCCAGUGGACGUGGACGUGGACGUUUGAAUGCUGCCUCCGCUUCUGUUAGUGCUCCAUCAUCUACCUCUACAACCGAUCAAAUUUCAGCUCUCAUCACCUUGCUUCAGUCACAACAAUCUCAACUCUCAACUGAUCGCUUGUCUGGUAAAACUGAUCUUUCUGAUGUUAUUAUCGAUACUGGUGCCUCUCACCAUAUGACAGGCGACUUGUCUCUCUUACAAGAUGCAGUAGAUAUUAUACCGUCUGCAGUUACUUUCUCGGACGGCACUGCUUCGCGCGCUACAAAACUUGGCCGCAUAUCUCUUACUAAAGAUUACAUACUUGUUAAUGUGCUUUAUGACCGUUUUACGAGGACCCUGAUUGGAGCCGGUGAAGAAAGAGAUGGGGUGUACUACUUCAAGGGUGUCAAAGUUGCUCGUUCACAUCAGACUUAUGCGAAAACUAUUUCUCCUACAGUCCUCUGA
Messenger RNA from Brassica napus (rape), 1404 nucleotides. RefSeq lists its product as uncharacterized. Bases 1 to 1404 code for a protein of 467 amino acids. Lineage: Eukaryota; Viridiplantae; Streptophyta; Magnoliopsida; Brassicales; Brassicaceae. The transcript is spliced from 2 exons. The record is from RefSeq and is a predicted model, not a curated record.